This is a messenger RNA of Larimichthys crocea (large yellow croaker), 4408 nucleotides long. It is a transcript of the gene wdr97, whose product is annotated as WD repeat domain 97. The transcript has 23 exons. Bases 363 to 4256 code for a protein of 1297 amino acids. The record is from RefSeq and is a predicted model, not a curated record. Lineage: Eukaryota; Metazoa; Chordata; Actinopteri; Sciaenidae. Gene Ontology annotation, molecular function: protein binding.
AUGCAGCCUAGCAACCGGCUGCCUAGCAACAAAGCCCUCUCUCUCCCUCUGUCUGUAACUCAGAUCAAACUUUUUAGCUCUCACGCGAACUUUGUUCAUCGUUUUUUCAGCUUAAUUAACUUCGAGGACGUACUGCCACACCCGGGCGACAUCAAGACUACCUGCUGGAAGCAUCCCAAACUUUAUUUCACUAACAAAGAAAACCGACCAAGAUGAUGCACUGCAGGAGGGAUGAAGGGAUGAGAGUCCAGGGAUGAAGUGUAGGUGGAUGCAGGAGCGUCCUGCACAAGGACAACGUCUCAUAGCAGUCGGUGAAAGAAGAGUGACAGGUCAGACGAUGUCCUGUGUAUAAAGUGGUGAAGAUGGUGGCCCCAGGCGAGGAGACGAGAUCAUCAACAGUAGUCCUGCCGAGUCCUGCCCUGAGGCUGCUGUCUGGCGGGAAUGGGACGUCAAACAGGAGUUUAUUCAGGCAGGACGUGAAGCAAGACACAGGAAAGGUAAAAAAAAGGAAGCAGGAUGUGCUCACUCAUGGUCUGCAUCGCAUGCAGAAUUUCUCCUGUGACAGCCCUGUACGUUUCAUGAUGUACUCUGAAGCUGCUGCAGCGUUCAUCAGCCUCCACUCAGACAACACAGUUUCCCUUUACAAAGCUGAUGGCCACAAGCAGACUUCCUCAGCACAACUCACUUUCACGGGCUUAUCCGCCACAAAGAUCCCUGACAGGCUGGUGGGUUGGGGCCCGGGGCCUGUCUUCACACUUCUGGACAGCGAGUUGCGCCCCGUGGAUGUUGCUCUCGACGGCCUGGACAUACGCGCCUGUCAGGCUGCAGAGCACUCCUCAGAGGUGGUGACUGCAGGCGAGGGGAACGUGUGCGUGUGGUCGGUGAUGCUCAUGAGGUGUAAGGUGAAGAUACAGGACGGGCUGCAGCACAGCACGUUCACUCAUAUAGCAUUGGCUCCUCCGCGAUGUGACAGGCCACACAGAGCCUUCGCGGCGUGCGGGUGGGUCCUGACAGUGGUCGACCUCGAUGUCGGGAAGGUUUUGGAGCACAAAGGGGAUCUCUGCUCAGGGGAUAUCACUGCAAUGGUGUACUGCUCUCAACUCGACUGUUUGAUGGUUGCAUCCAGGGAUCUCUUCAUUAAAAUAUGGGGUCCAGACUGGGAACUACGUGCCACUUUUGAAGGACAUAUCGGUAUGGUGACCUCCAUUUUCUACUGCCCUGCAUCAAGCAUGCUCUUAUCAGCCUCUGUGGAUUGGACGAUCCGUUGCUGGAACGUGGAAGAGGGCAACUUGGUCGAGUGUGUUGACACAGAGCGGGAAAACCUGCCGUUGUGCAUAGGAGGCAACAGAAAGGGCGACACUCUCUUCUCCUUCUCUCGCCAGGGCGUCGACUUCUGGGAAAUCAGACACUUGUACACCCUCCACUGUGAACUCAAAGGGGAUGAAAAACCCCCACUGAGACAAAUCCUAGUUUCCCUCUUCCCUGCUCCGUUCCCUACACGAGUCCUCUGCAUCAGCGGGGACAGCAACAUCAUGCUUAUUGCUUCAAAAACAGGAGCAGUGUUGACUUCCUUCAAGGCAAAGCAGAGGAUUUUGUGCGCCGACUACUGCCUGCAAAAAGAGAUCCUGUUGGCUCUGACCGAGACAGGUACGGUGCUCCAAGCCAACACACUCACUAAUCCAAUCACUCCGAUGCAAGAGUGGAAGGCGAGAGGCCAGGGGCCCUGGCAGGAAAAGGACUACGUGAUUGGGUACGACAUCCAGAAUCUGCCAGUCCCUGGCCUGGCUUGCUGGCUGGUACUUUACAAUUAUGUGAUUGACACAGAGGGAGCUUUAGAAGAGUGGAAGAGUUUGCAGGAGGGAAGAGGAUGCAGUCACAGAAACAAGGCGACUUUGACUGAUGGCAAGAAUAAGUUUUUCAUCAUUCUCGGCCAACACGGAGGCUGUGUGAGCGUUCUGAGAUUAAAAGAUGGGAAGGUUUUGUACCGGACGCCGGCUCACGACGGCCAGAAAGUCACCACAAUGAAGGCGUACCCUGAGAACGACUACCUCCUCUCCAUGGGUGAGGACAUGACAGUGGUGGUGUGGAGAGUAAACCCCUACAUCCAUGAGUGUCUGACCCAGCAGAUCAGUGUGCACUGUGGUCAGCCUCUAGUCUAUUUGGCAGCACUGGGGUCGCAGCUGGCCCUGACCUUUCAGGAGCUCAACAGUGGCACCUACAACCUCAUGCACUUUGACCUACUCAACCAGAGCCACCAGACCAAAUAUCCACCCAGGGAGGGACAUUUAGACGACUUCACAGGAUUAUGCGUGUGUCCUGAUUUGGGCGUGUUCGUCUCUAGCAGUCUGGAUGGAACGGUGUGUAUCUGGGAUGAGAAGAAUCAGCUCAUCAGGACGUUACAGCUGAAUGCCGUGCCUGAGUGUCUGUCUUACGGAGGCUUUGGGGGGGAACUGUUUCUUGCCAUCAAAGGGGAUCUGUACAAGAUGAACUGUGGGACUUUCCUGCCACACUUCUAUCAACAAAUGCUCCUUUACACUUAUCGUGCUGAGCCCAUUCCUGACUUGCCUAUAAUCAAGAAUACAGAAACAUGCAGCAAAAGAAAAUAUAUUGGUGCAAACAGGAGUGUAAGUGCCGACAAAGAUGAGGAAGAGGAAUCACCAGCCAAUUUAUUGUUGACUGAAGACGUGCCAGGACAGGAGGACUACGAGAGCUUAGUGACCUCGAACAUGGACCUAGCAAGGCUCCUACAAGGCACAGUAAAAUGCAAAAAAGGGAAACCGCCCAGUACAAAGGAAACCAGGAAAGAGGCGUUUGAUCAAUACAUGAAGAUUUUAUAUGGACUGCCCCGAAAUACUCAGUUUGAAGCUAGCUCCUGUGUGAGUCAGACAUGUCUGGAUAUGCAGAUGGAUUCGGAGGACACCUUUGAUCCACAAACAUUUACAUUUGAUCCUGAACCUUACAAGAAGCCCUGUAAACUUCCUGCCUUAAAAGAGAAUGUCCGACCUAAAUUUAAAUUAAACAGUCCUGAGAAUGUGGAGGAAGAAAAGGCUCCUGCAAUGAAGUCUAAACCAAAGACACUGAUGAAAAUCAAGCCAUGGCCUGCUCCUAAACCCAAGAAACCUGUCAUAGUGAAGAGGAAAGAAGAGCCUCCAGAGAUCAUUCCUCCAGUAGAGUCACCCAAAACUCCCACACCUCCUCCAACUCCUCCAACUCCUCGUCGUUGGCAAAGGACCCCAAUGCCGCCUCCACCGCGAGAACCCAGCCCUGAGGUGCCGACGUUCCUCAAACAGUUUGAAGAAGCGGACUGGUUUAAAGACUUGUAUCCUGAUAAAAAGUGUAUCCCGAGCACCCUGUCUCCAGAGGACUUCUCCAUGCAGCUGCUGGCCUGUCUAAACACCUCAUUGUCUAAGAUGCAGAUCGUGGCUGCACUGCAGGCGCUGCACAGCCAGGGACUCUUAGAGAAAACAGACCAGCUUUACCAAGGCCUCAUCAAUUUGGUGCCUAAAUUUGUGAGACCUUACAUGUCACCUGUGGAGCGAGCUACGCUUGUUGAAAUGUUGAAUCUGUUGAUGAGUCUUAAAUCUGUCGGUUAUGACCUCGUGAAAAAGCUUCUCACUCUUCUGGCUUUUAAAAAACUGGGUCUGCGAGAAACAGUGCUGCGCAUGCUGGCUGCAUUAGGGGUCAAUGAGGCUGAGCAGUGGUUGUGGCCAGAGCUCGAGAGCUGGGACUCGGAGCUGCAGGACCCGUCUGACAUCUGGAAGAGCCUCCAUGACAGAGCAGACUGCUGGCUGGAGUUAUGGAUCUCCAAAUACAAAGAACACGAGAGGUAUCUGUACUUCAGGAGCAGAGCAAAGGGGCAAGCACCAACCUUCAGCAUGGUGGACGUGCUAAAUUAUUUCUGCGCCGAACGAAAGGAGGACUACAGAAAGGCCCAAUGUGCUGUACCUGCUGGCGGCAAAGACACAGUGCUUUUGCCUCUGUAUGACUGCAGUUCUCAACCAAUAAUUCGUCUAGGAGAGACUUACAGCAUGGCCAGGAUACCCCGGCCAACAGGUUUAGUCCUGCCUCCCCUGAGAAACCGUCCCUUCCUCACAAACUUCCCCAGUUUCAUCUCUUUGCCGUUACCUCGCAUCACCCUUUACCCCUUCCACGUCUACACAGACGAGGACUGGGUGAAGGCCCCGCCUCGCCGUUACUUCAUCCCGCAGCAGUCAUACGUGGACUACUACAGAUCUUCGUCUGUAGCAUUCAAGUAACAAAAAAAAAAUCUUACAGGUUUGCUUUGCGACUGAUUUAUUCUGUAUGUAAAUGCGUUCAUGUGGUACAAGGCUGAUUUGGUACACCCGUUUGCUGAUAACAGCGAUUGUUUCCGACUCCUGAACAUUUUAAAACAGAUAUUCAAGAAAAA